Molecule: messenger RNA, 2940 nt
Organism: Plodia interpunctella (Indianmeal moth)
Lineage: Eukaryota; Metazoa; Arthropoda; Insecta; Lepidoptera; Pyralidae
Exons: 3
Coding region: 641-1171 (176 amino acids)
Source: RefSeq, a predicted model, not a curated record
CGCAGAGCGUAUUCCAUUUUAAUAUUUUUAGUUGCGUCCGAAAUAAAUGUUUAUUUUUCUAAAAAUGAAAAUUUUCGGUCAGCACUGAGAGUGAAAUACUUAAUAUAAAUAUUAGGAAUCAAAAUUAAAAGAAAUUUUUAAAAAAAAUUAAAAAACAAAAGAAACUAGUCAUCUAUUUGUAAUUAGUGACAUGAGUUAUGAACCAAAGUGCACAUAAAAUUUUGCGUGUUAUUAAUGAAGAUUUCUUUGUAACUAAUGACUAAUGAACUGCCUUUAAUCAAAUAUUCUGACGUUGUUUAGUGAUUUAGUAAUGUGGCCAAGCCGGCUACAUUAAUUACGAAACUAACCUCAAGUGUACUAUCGUCUGUUAGACAUGGUCAGUUAUACUCGAGAGUGCAUCAAAGGUGUUAGUUAAAGUGAUAUGUCAUGGAAUAUAAGUAAAAAUAAUACAAUUUUAUAAUAUAAAAGUAUUUCGUGUAUGCGGCCAGUCAAAUAAUUUAAAAUUGGAACUUUCAUGGUAUUACCAAAUAAAAAUUACUAGAAACAUGAUCAGAAAUAAAAAAUAGACAAGUACUGACCAGAAAAAAAUAUUGAAAUUGGAACUGUCACGAGUUUUGCCAAGUGUUGUGCUUUUUGAAACAUGGAGUUAUUAAAAGUGUUUUACGUUUGGUCACUGAUGUUGUUUUUACUGUUUCAAUGUUUGAUGGAAGGUUCAGGACAAGAGGCAGCCUUCGAAUUGCCAGUGCAAUUAGUGGGAUUCCCUUUCAUAAUAGUGGCCGUUCGACUCACUAACUUUGUGAAGAAGCUGUCUUAUGCUUUGAAUCCAGCAACUUAUCGCUCGCGUAACCGUCGCGAGCUUUCGUUCGCGAGCGAGCCCGUCGAGCCGUUCGACGUGCUGGAAGUGGAGAAGUACAUCGUCGGUGAAUUUGGCACUCGAGCAUGCGUGUUCGAGCGCGUGUGCGCGCAUUACGCUGCGCGGGCGCUGGCUCAGCCGCGGCCGCAGCUUGACUGGCCCGAUGUCUUCAGCCAGUACAAGCGGUCAGCGGAUAAGGCCAAAGAGUUCUUCCUGCUCAGCGUAUUCCUCGGAGAUAUAGUGGGUUCCCCCCAGCUCUGCCACCAGCUCGGCAAACGCAGGAGCUGCGACGAUUCACAACUGCUGGGCGAUGCGUGACGUGGGAGGAAACUCUCUCUCCACUUUCGGGGCUCUGACGCCGAGAACCAGACAUCAGCGUAAAAAAUAACAUACAAAUUUUGAUUUGGCUGUGAUUUUCCAAACAGCCUGUCUAACGUCAACCCUCUUUGGGAAUGCCAGUAUUGCCAGCCAGGGUUAUGUCCCUUAGCCUCGUAUGACAUCAAUACGACAUCCACAAGAGGAUAACGAAAUUAUCCUAUUUUAUUAAAGUCUAGCUUUUUGAUUCGAUUUUAAACAUAAAUUUGUAAUUCCAAUUAUCAAAUGUAAAUAAUAUCUAAUUAGCCAGGAAUAUGCUUAUUAUUUUAAUCUAAACUUUACUUUUAUUGAUCAUUAAAGUAGUAAAAUAUAUUUAUUAGAGGUUAUUAGGCAUAGGGAUGGAGAUAGAGUUAAGAAAAAAAAAACCACAUCAACCCAUGGUGAUCUAUUUUGUAUAAGUAUUUGUGAUGUAAUUGCUAAGCUGAAUUGCAGAAUAGUUUAUUCAUAAUAGCAUAUUUGACAUAAUUUUAGAGCGCGCAUCAUAAGUUACCUAUUUUGUGAUAAUAAAUUGUUUUAUUACGUUGACAAUAACUAUUUUAAUUGCAAUUGAUCAAUUAACGUAAGCAUUAUGUUCUAUAAGUUGCUUUGCUUUGUAAAUGCUGCGAUUAUAUAUCCUAUGCGACGUGCCCAUAGAUAAAAUAGUUUUUUCUAUGGACAUGCCCAUUAUCCAUCGCGUUCCGUCGUUUUGACGUCCAUCGACAGACAACGUAGAACAAUGCAAAAAUUAUUUGAAGUUUCGAUGUACGUCAACGCACGUCAAUGUCAAAACCUAUAGAAAACAACGGAGGUACAACGUACUGCGUCGUCGCAACGGAGCGCGACUGAGCAAUGGGGCAUGGCUUUAUGUGGAAUUAGAAUCGGUAUUUAGGUUAAAUAAAAAUCUGAAUUCAAUUUUGUACAGACUUGGGUGUUCUAUAUUAAUAAUAAUAACAUUGAUUUCUGUUUUAUACUUAUCAUUUAGAUUUAUUGAUAACAUAUUAUAUCAAAUAUAAAUAAUAAUAAUAAAAUAUAAAUAUUUUCAACCGUGAAUUCUUCCACUUAGAUGCCACACAUAACAAUGUAAAUCUAGAAGUACAGUUAGAAAUACAUACAUACAUACGCAACGGAGCACGACUGAGCGAUGGGGCAUGGCUCUAAGCUAUUUAAUCUAAACUACAGCGGCACGCAGGUUACAGCUAAUGUCAAAGUUGACCGGUGCAAUAUACAAAAUAAAAUUAAUAAUAGCUUAAACACGUAUUUUUGCGUUCAGAGAGACCUUUGAAAUAAUUUUCCAUGUUUACCGGUAUGAAAUGAUUUUAUCCAUUAGUAACACCUUACUUAUAAUAUAUGUAGAUAUAAAUCUCUAAGUAUUUAGUUUAAUAUCAGGCUAAUCGUUUCCUAACCCGAGGUGUAAACAAGGUCGAAAUAUAUCUUAAAUUGUAACUACAUUAUUUUCAAGGUUUACAUAAUUUUUUUCUAGAUUAAUGUCUUUUAUACAUGAAUGUAAUGCGUUUGAAAGGUAAUAUUCCGAUGUAAGGCAUGACUUCACAUUUUUAGAUGAUAUAAUGUUACCCUUUUACUGAAGGUUUCUAAAAGCCUCACGUAUUGUAUGUAAAUAAGUGAAAAGGUAUAUUGUAAGAAUAUAUAUUUUUUUAGCAAAUGUAGUGCUAGUCAGUAAAUAAAAUAUAAUGCAGAGUGUUUUUUUAUUGAUAACAUUUUGUGAUAUUCUAUAC